This is a messenger RNA of Pieris rapae (cabbage white), 2106 nucleotides long. RefSeq names its product H/ACA ribonucleoprotein complex non-core subunit NAF1. The transcript has 5 exons. The record is from RefSeq and is a predicted model, not a curated record. Bases 250 to 1509 code for a protein of 419 amino acids. Lineage: Eukaryota; Metazoa; Arthropoda; Insecta; Lepidoptera; Pieridae. Gene Ontology annotation, cellular component: sno(s)RNA-containing ribonucleoprotein complex. Gene Ontology annotation, molecular function: RNA binding. Gene Ontology annotation, biological process: box H/ACA snoRNP assembly; ribosome biogenesis; pseudouridine synthesis.
UCAACGUCAAGUGUGAAGUGUUUAAAAACAGCAAUUUUCCGUAUGCUGCUCUUGCUGUACAGCAUUUUGCAACUUCAUUUCCUACUCAAAAUAUCUUACCCCUAGUUUACUUCGCAGUAUGGAUUAAUUUUACAUAUAAGAUCCUUUGUAAUUUAACGUUUUAAUUAGUGCCUAAGCUUAAAGCUAUAAAUGACAAUAGUUUUACAGUUAAAACGGAAUUGAUGUUAGUGCCGUCCUCGUGGAUUCGCAAUGGAAAAUCACGACCGAAGCAAUAAUAAAAACGUGUCUUUAAGUUUAUUAUCUGAAUAUAAUUCGGAUUCAGAAUCAGAAUAUACGCCAUCGAAUGAAAAUGCCGCUGAGACUGACGGAGAUUCGGAUACUGUGGAACUAAGUGAAAUGGUGUUAAAAAAUAACAUAAUAAACGCCUGUGCUCAUGGUCCUUUACCUUCUGGUGAAAGCGAUGGAGAAGUUACAACACACAUGAUAAUAGAUAGUACAGAGAAUGCUGUCUCACAAUACGAUGUAACAAUGUACAGAGUUGAUGAUGAGGAUAGUGAUGACUCAGAGUCUGAUAGCUCUGAAGAUUCUAGUGAUAGUGAUGUGGAUUCAAUCAAGGACAUUGAGGGGGCCUAUAGCGGGGAUGAGAUAAGUGGAAAUCAAGCUGAGAUAUUGGUUCCUCCUAAGGUUCCAGGUGAAAUAGGUCUUGAUGAGCUCCCUCCCAUAGAAGAUCUUACCAUAAGUAUACCAGCUCAAGAAACCACUAAGAUUGGAAAAAUUUGCAGUAUCGUAGAUAGAUUAGUUGUAGUUCAAGGAUUACCUGAAACACCAGCUGUAGAUAUAGAUAGUAUAUUGUUCUUGGAAAAUGGUGCUAAACCACUUGGUCAAGUGUUUGACGUUUUUGGACCUGUAUCUCAGCCACAUUAUUGUGUAAGAUUCAACUCCGCUGAUCACAUUGCUGAACGAGGAGUAGAUGUAAAUAUGGAUGUAUUCAUAGCACCAGAUACUCCUCACACCAACUAUGUGUUAGUUCAGCAACUUAUGAAAGUAAAAGGCUGUGACGCAUCAUGGUUAAACGACGUCGAAACACCACCGAAUCAAGCCGAAUUUUCCGAUGACGAAGAAGAAAGGAGAGUGAGAAGAGAGAAAAAACAGAAUAGACAAGAAAGUACAGCUGGAGAAACAUCGAAGGAUCGUAAAAUACUUGAAGCUAAACGAAAAACACCCCAAUUUAGAAAUAGAAAUAGUAACUACCGAGGUCCAAAUGUUCCAGUUUUCCACGGCAGAAUACCUCCCCCCCACCCAAAUAUGAAUCCCCCUCCCGGAUUUACCCGGCCAAUGAUUGCUCCACCCAUGUUUGUGCGUCCAAGGAUGCGAUUUGGUCGGCCACCUUUUCUUGGAGCGCCCAAUAUGAUGCCAUUUAGACAUAAUAUGCCCACAUUUGGCUCCAAUUACUGCAAUAUGCCCGGAGCACAUCCCCAAUGGAGACAGCCGCCUCCACCUGGGACAUAAAAGUUAUCAAGGCAUUUUUAAAAGCCAUUUUGCAUGCAUUUAAUUAUAUAGUUAUGCAUGCUUUGAAAAUAUUUCAUUCCUUUUCCAACAGUGAGUUCGAAAUGUUAGCAGCUAUGGGAACGAAACAAAAGGAUUUAGGAUAAGAGUCAUAGUCGAAUUAGCUAAGUAUGACUUCCUUGUGUCAAUUGUCAAUUUGACAUAUGUAAGUCACAGCGCUAAGUCUCGACUGUGAAUCUCUGGUUUAGUUCCUAAGGAAAAUUUAAUUAAAGUGUUGAAACUUUAAGUUGUCGAUUAAUCAAGUACCUAUAUUGCAGGAAAGAUCUUCUAUAUUUUUUGCAAAUGAAAUUUAUAUCUGCUUUGCCGCAAUGAUCAGACAUUGAUCAAUGAGACGGUAUACCAAUGAUUAAAAUGUAUUUUAAUAUAUACUCAAUUUAAAUUUCCUUUAACAAUUGGUGCUUUUCAUAUGAAAAGUUAAAAAUAUUGUGCCUAUAACUUCUAUUAACAAAAAUGCUCGCUCUGAUUAAAGCAAGUGUUUGAUAUUCUAGUGUUGUUAUCCAAAUACCUGUAUUUAUCUUUAAAUAUAAUUAUGAUAGUUAA